This is a messenger RNA of Oncorhynchus mykiss (rainbow trout), 4206 nucleotides long. It is a transcript of the gene zbbx, whose product is annotated as zinc finger, B-box domain containing. Gene Ontology annotation, molecular function: zinc ion binding. Lineage: Eukaryota; Metazoa; Chordata; Actinopteri; Salmoniformes; Salmonidae. The record is from RefSeq and is a predicted model, not a curated record.
CGUACACAAAAACCAUACACAAAUGUUUCUGUCUUGAGAAAGGAUAAGAAACCGUUUUGCUGCUGUUUGUUCGAAACCAACUUUGUUUAAAAUAGCUAAAAGGGGACACAAGAAGAUAAAUCCGAGCAGGGAGCCGUGUGUAAAAAGGCACACAAAAGGUGCACAGGGAAUAACUAAGAUCAAGAGAGUGUGGAGCCAUGAAUCUAAAUGACUUUGUGGUGAUUUCCAACAAGCCCAAGUCAGUCAAGCUCAAUGCCAGAAACCUGCGAGAGCUGCGCAUGGAGACAGUGACGCUGGCCCAGGAGAGUAAAGACAUGGAGGAUCGACUGCAACAACUCAGAGAGAGCAUGAGCCGGGAGAAAGAGGAGAGAGAGAGGUUAGGUGGUUUCCGUUGGAAGUCAGGGCAGGCUGGAGCUGUGAAUAACCACUGUGCAAAGAGGAACAAGGAGAGUGGACUCCAAAAGCUGUCAGCAGGCAAGGUGAAGAUACGGCUCCUCAAAGAUCAACCUCAGCCAGAAGUCUGCAGGGUGGGAGAGAAGGAGAAGGCUACAGCUGUUCUCUCAGGUGGUCAUGUGUCCAGCAGUAAGACCAGGCUGAGGGGGAAGGUGUGUGGCCAGUGUGAGGCUAGGGCUGCUGGACUGACAUGUGCAGAAUGUGGAGAGGACUACUGUGUCGGCUGCUUUGCCAAGUUUCAUCAGAAGGGGGCACUGAAGCUCCACAGAAUGAUCCCCAUUCAGACAGAGAUCCAGACCUCGGUGAGCACGCUGGAUGUUGUGAGUCACUUCCAGAGACAAGUUCAGCCCAACCCCAAGUCUGAUUCCCAAAUGGCUGGGAGAGGUGGAGGGGCGAGGGGGCCGGAGAGAAGGACCCAGGCCGCUCCCGCUGUUACACAUACCCACAAUGCACAGGGAAGCCAGGUUUUAGUUGUGAAUCCCUUGGGGGAGGAGGAAGAGGAGUUUGAUGAACUGGAGGAUGAAGAGGAGAAGGAGAUGCUGACUACCUCACUGCUGGGAGGACAAUAUGAUGAGGAGGAGUCAGCUCUCUCCUUUCAGGAGGCACUCAGGCAGUGGAGAGGAGAGAGAAGAGAGGGAGGAGAGAGAGGAGAUGCAAUCUGGAGACCCUUCCAAGCACGGACAGUAUCAGUGGAAGUGAUGGGGACCCAGUCAGACCUGAGUAACAGUGGGGCUGAGAGAGGACCAGUGAAGGUGGAGUUCACCCAACACAGUCUCAGUUACAUGGACAGACUUCUCAUCAAGAGACACCGCAGGAAGCCGAUGGAAGCCUAUCAACCAGUGUCCUCCCUGAUCUCAGUGCAGAGCUCCCCAACACACACACUGACAGCUGAGGAUGUGGAGUUGAGGAGGUACUGUGCCUCGCUGUUUGCUGUGUCAUCCUGCGGGGGCAGCGCUGAGCCAGAGCCCUCACCUGGAUCGUGUCUGAGCAUAGAGGAGUUAGAUGAGGAGACAGUUAGAGACAGAGGGUUUGUUACUGAACAGAAGGCUGAAGACAACACAAAGCAAGAGGAAGUCAAUGCAAUUGGAGGUCCUAACCUGUCCCACAAUGCAUUGUCCCAGGGAGCCAUGUUGUCUGGGUCUCCAGUGACCUGGUCACCUCGCCCUCCGUUGGUCUCUAAAGUGGGGACCACUCAGAUACCACAACCUGACCACACUAGUGUACGGUCUCCAAGGUCCACCACUGCGUCACCUCAGCCCAGAGGACCAAAGACCCCUGGGUCGUCAACCAAGACACCAGCCAAGUCAACACGAACGGACUGCUCUUACAACCUCCAUCAGUCAACUCUAGACCCCUCAUCCCCCAGCCCUUCUCCCUCUACACCCAAUCCAGAGCUCUUAUCUGCAGGGCCCCCAUUCUCUCUGUCUCCCUCUCCACCCUCUCUCCACUCCCUCAGGUCCACAUCCUCUCUGUCUCCCUCUCCACCCUCUCUCCACUCCCUCAGGUCCCCAUCCUCUCUGUCUCCCUCUCCACCCUCUCUCCACUCCCUCAGGUCCACGUUCACUCUCUCACCUUCGAGCCUCUUGGAGCCAGAGUCACCUCCGUUACCCAAAGGUCUUCAGGCCUCCAGGUUUAUUUACCCCAAACACCUGCGUGACAGGUUGUCACCUCCAAAACCUGUCUCCCUGAAGUCUCAGUCAUCGCCGUCACCAUCCUUAUCGUCCGCCUUGCCGUACUCUCAGUCACCUAGGAAGCGAUUAUCCAGCAGGUCACAAAAUACCAAGCCACCCAGUGACCCUCUCUCUCCCGUGUCACCAGGAAGUCCUGCGUCCUACAGGUCACCUCCAAAACCGUUAUCCACCAUGUCAACACCAUCACCUCCAGAUGCUCUGUCCUCUAGGAAGGUGUGGAUUCCAUCACAAAAGGAACCCCUAUCCACCAUGCCAACGCCAUCACCUCCAGAUGCUCUGUCCUCUAGGAAGGUGUGGAUUCCAUCACAAGAGGAACCCCUAUCCACCAUGCCAACGCCAUCACCUCCAGAUGCUCUGUCCUCUAGGAAGGUGUGGAUUCCAUCACAAGAGGAACCCCUAUCCACCAUGCCAACACCAUCACCUCCAGAUGCUCUGUCCUCUAGGAAGGUGUGGAUUCCAUCACAAGAGGAACCCCUAUCCACCAUGCCAACGCCAUCACCUCCAGAUGCUCUGUCCUCUAGGAAGGUGUGGAUUCCAUCACAAGAGGAACCCCUAUCCACCAUGCCAACGCCAUCACCUCCAGAUGCUCUGUCCUCUAGGAAGGUGUGGAUUCCAUCACAAGAGGAACCCCUAUCCACCCAGUCAGCCAUGUCAUCCCACCCCUCUCCUUCUCUGUCCCUGAUGAGUGACCCACCACCACACUCCUCUGACACACUGACAAACUACAGCUCCCAGCAGACACCACGAGCGCUCUCAGGGUCACGGAUCAGAAAGUCACACAGUCCAGCCCUCUUUCCCAGGAUGCCUGCAACAGAUGUUGACAUGGAGUCAUCCAGUGACAGCCCGGGCCUGACGCCCUGCGAAGAAGACUCCUCAGACGAGGAGAUGAAGAUGGAUGGAUGUUUAGAGGAGUGGGGGGGUAGUGCAGAGCACAGAUGCUCUACCUUCCUCUCUCCCACCCUUCUCCCAGAGGGUUCCCCUGUCUUCCUAACAGCCCUGGACCCAGAACCAGAGACAGGAGAGCUGGUCCCAGAACCAUCCAUGGCGCUGCGUGCUGUGGCCCAGAGAGAGCCGUCCGAGGCGCAGAGCUUCUGUGGUCUUGAGGGCUUCCUCAUCCUGAUGGACCUCGGUUCUCCACAGCCCAGCCCACGUCCCACACAUUCUCACCCAGACACACAGGACAGCGUACACACACUCACAACAGGGGCAGACAACUGGAUGCCCUGUAGCAGCUUCAGAGGCUGUGCUGAGGAACACCUGGUUACCACGGUGAUGAUGAACAGCCUCAGUCACAUAGCCACACCCACCCGGAGAGGAGCAUCCUCUGGUCAGGGGCUGUAUACAUCUGGUAGAUCUACUCCAAGGCUGUCCUCCCGUCCUACCAGUGCUCUGUCUCGCCCUGUCUCUGGCACCAUGUCCCAUCCCGUGUCCCGUCCUCUGUCUCGAGCGGCUAAGGAGAUCCUGGACGUCUGUCUCGUGGACCAGACCGGCUGUGAGGACCCUGACCUGGAGCAGGACAUAGACACACAGGCUCUCAGCAGCCUGGUGGAGGAGUUCCGAUUGAUGGCUACAGAUUCAGAUCUGUACCAGGUGUCCACCUCUGCGGGGGGCGGAGCUGAAAAAGAGGGGCGUGUCAGGAGGCGGGGCUCCUUCCGACUCGGAGCCAGCGAGUGUCAUUCAGAUGAGGAGGAGGAGACUCUGAGAGACCAGCAGAGUGUCCUGUCACUUCCCUGACCCAUCACACUCUCAACAUGGUAACACUCAGGAGACACUCUCAACAUGGUAACACUCAGGAGACACUCUCAACAUGGUAACACUCAGGAGACACUCUCAACAUGGUAACACUCAGGAGACACUCUCAACAUGGUAACCCUCAGGAGACACUCUCAACAUGGUAACACUCAGGAGACUCUCUCAACAUGGUAACCCUCAGGAGACACUCUCAACAUGGUAACACUCAGGAGACACUCUCAACAUGGUAACACUCAGGAGACACUCUCAACAUGGUAACACUCAGGAGACACUCUAAACAUGGUAACACUCAGGAGACACUCUCAACAUG